GAGGAGGGCAUGAACUCGAUUAAAGAAUCCAUAUGGGGCAUGGCUGGAACAAAGCUUGUCUGUGCUGUCUUGUCACUGCCAGUACCUUCUAGAUCUUCAAAUCCUAUCAUUCUUGAACUCAUUGAGCAGAGAAGUGAGAGAACACUUCAGAAGAUUCUUUUAGUUGGAUGUAACGGAUCUGGAGCAAGUACUAUAUUUAAACAGGCCAAGAUUCUAUAUGAAGCUAUCCCUUUUUCGGUGGAUGAACGCGAAAGCAUUAAGUCUACAAUACAAACAAACGUGCAUAUGUUGGUAUACUUCUUGAGGUUUGGGAACGUUUUGAAGAGGAAUGUUUGGCUGAGAUGAGGAGGCAAUGUUCUAGUCAACCAGUUGCCAGUGGUACACUGUAUUUCUUGUUAAACUUUCCUUUCUCUUCUUUGACUUGAUACAUGUCUGCAUAGAGUUUAUUGUGAGGUUUCUUCUCUAUCCUCGUAUUGGAUUAGUUAUUCUUAGCUUAAAAGGCAGCAAAUUUAGCUAUCAUUCAGCUCUGCAUUACUGUAUAAUGUU
Messenger RNA from Rosa chinensis, 546 nucleotides. Its product is annotated as extra-large guanine nucleotide-binding protein 1. Gene Ontology annotation, molecular function: GTPase activity; G-protein beta/gamma-subunit complex binding; G protein-coupled receptor binding. Bases 10 to 345 code for a protein of 111 amino acids. Gene Ontology annotation, cellular component: heterotrimeric G-protein complex. Gene Ontology annotation, biological process: adenylate cyclase-modulating G protein-coupled receptor signaling pathway. The transcript is spliced from 3 exons. The record is from RefSeq and is a predicted model, not a curated record. NCBI's taxonomy places the organism in Eukaryota, Viridiplantae, Streptophyta, Magnoliopsida, Rosales, Rosaceae.